CCGCUUGUUUCGACGACUAAUUCCGGUUCCCUCUACUUAUUCCGAUCUUUCUUCCCUCUAACUUAACUCUCCAUCUUUCAUUUUGUAACCAACCUUUUUUUUCCCGAUCAAGGUUAUUUGCUCGACGAUUGAUUUUUGAAGAUCAUCAGUCUGCACAGAAUAAUAGUUGCCGUCAGCAGUAGCGGUAUUACCAUCAUUAUCAACAUUCAUUUUACUUUUAACCUCGACACAAAAGAACAACAGCAGGAAGAAAACCAGUUAAUUUGGUCACGUAUAUUACUGGUAGGAAAGCGGUGAACAAGUUUAUUUUUUUUUUGAAAUCACCACUUUUACUAUUAUUAUUAUUAUUAUUAUUAGUAGUAGUAGUAUUUAGUAUUUCCUUAUCAAAACGACAUCAGCAGCAGUAGGAGCAGCGACGACCAUUGUCAGUGCUAGCAGCAGCAGCAGCAAUAUCAGGUGCCGCACUAGUGUCGGUACUAGCAGCAGCAGCACUAGUGUUUUCACUAGUGACAACAACAGCAGCAGCAGUUAUAAAAAAGCCUAUAAAAGCAAGCACCAGCAAUAUCGACACUGCCACCACCUUUACUACUUUCCACCACUCAACAACCAAGUGUACCGAAAGAGACGAUUACACUACUAAAAACACUCCUACUAAAGUAGUGUUUGUUUUAGGAGGAGUGGUGGUGGCGGCGACGACGACGUAGUAGCAAGCAGCAGCAGCAGCAGCCAGAAGAAGAAGAAGACGGCUACCAGGACGAAGUAAUAGGAGCUCGUGUCGCUCCCUUCUUCAGCUGUUGCCAACCGCCAUAUUUUAUUUUAUCUCUUUAUCCUUUCUGUUGUCGUCGACGUUUUUAUGUCAUUGCAUCAAGACGAGUUAUCAUUGUGCCUAUUGAGCACGAGAACUAAGUGUUCGACCAGAAGUAAAUCCGAUCAAGGUUUUAUGAAUUUCUCCACGGUUUGGAGCCAUUGGCGCUAUCCUGAUAGUAGCAUCCAUCGUAAACAUAAGUGUCACAAAAAUCAAUCGGAAUGGCUUGCGUUAACGUCAACACCAAUGUGUCUGACCAGUUUUAUCGCUAUAAGAUGCCUCGUCUCAUAGCAAAAGUAGAAGGGAAAGGAAAUGGUAUUAAAACAGUUGUUGUCAACAUGCCAGAGAUUGCCAAAGCUCUCUCAAGGCCCCCAAAAUAUCCUACCAAGUAUUUUGGCUGUGAACUUGGCGCCCAAACACAAUUUGACUUGAAAAAUGAUCGCUACAUUGUUAAUGGUGCACAUGAAGCUAUUAAGCUGCAGGGAUUACUUGAUGGAUUCAUUAAGAAAUUUGUGCUUUGUCCACAAUGCUCUAAUCCAGAGACCAAUUUGGUUAUUUUAUCCAGAAAGCAGCUUAUCUUGCAACGUUGUAUUGCAUGUGGAUACCAAGGUCCCGUUGAUAUGAAUCAUAAGCUUACUACAUUUAUCUUGAAAAACCCACCUGAUCAGGAUAAUCAAGCUCAAGCAACAUCUAAAAGCAAAAAGUCAAAGAAGUCAAAGAAACAAGAGAGUGUGAAUGGUGAUUGUAACAGUCCUGAAGCUAAUGCACAAGAACAAAUGGCUGCUCAGCGUGCAAGUGGAGGAGAUAUUCUGGCACCUCCUGAGGCCCAAGAUGCUGGUGAUGAUGAUGAUUGGACUGAAGAUUUUAGUGAAGCAGCUGUCAGGGAACGUAUGAGAGAUUUGACAUCGGCAGCUAAAGGGCUUACCUUAACAGAUGAUCUUGAAAAGACCCAAGAAGAAAGAAUGAACAUUCUCUACAACUUUAUCAAACAAAAGCAUGAAUCUAAAACCCUUGCUGGUGCUGACAAAGAUAUCCUUGCUGAAGCUGAACGUCUUGAGAUCAAAGAGAAAUGUCCUACAAUCCUGGUUGAAUUGCUUUUUAAUGCAGACAUUUUAAAACAAAUUAAGGAACACAAGAAACUCCUCUUAAGGUUUUGCAAUGAUAGUCCAAAAGCCCAAAAAUAUCUGUUGUCUGGUAUUGAAAUUCUUGUUGGUAAAAUCCACAAGGAUGUUCUUAUGUCAAAGGUUCCACAUAUAUUAAAGACACUGUAUGAUGAAGAUAUACUGGAUGAAGAUGUGAUACUAAAAUGGGCUGCUAAGCCAACUAAGAAUCAUGUGUCCAAGUCGGUGGCUGAGGACAUCAGGGAGAAAGCAAAGCCAUUUAUCAAGUGGUUGGAAGAAGCUGAAGUUGAAGACUCUGAUAAAGAUGGGUCUGAUGAUGAAGAGAUUGCCUAUUCUGCUACUGAGGUAGUUUCUAUGUCUGAACCAAAGAAUGUGGAUGAUGAUGAUGAUGAGAGUGGAGCAGAUAUUGAUAUUGAUGCCAUUUGAAAUCUUCUGGUCAUUGCUUACUUAGAACAUUUUAAAAUUUUGUUUCUGGGAAUAUUUUGUGCAGAUAAUACUUUUUUCAGGUCGAGUAACUUAUGAUAAAAGCAUGCCAAAGAAAACUAUAUAAAUACAUUGACAAGAAGUCUACAUUUUGUAAGGCUUUCAAUGAAGCAACUGCAAACUGCACCAGUUUAAUAAAGGGCGUAGGUAAUAAUUAUAUUAAUCAUAUUUUCAUUUGGUGCAUAUUUCAAAUUUUAAGGAUAAUAUGCGAGGGUUAUUCCCAAGUUAAAUUUUCUUUUAGUGUAUUAAUUUUUUUCUCUAAUUUAAAAAUAUGGAUAUUGUUGUUUAUCUUUUGGCUAUUCUAGAAAUGUUUGUUGUUGGAUAGAGCUCUUCAUUGAAUCAACAUAUAUCAAAACAUGAAGUACAAUUUUAGAAGUGAACUAGAUUUUUAAAUGCGUCAAGAGCCCUAACAAUUACUGCUUCCAUUUCAUUUUGACAAAUGUUCUUUGCUAAUAUUGUCUCUACAGGUUGUGAACAUGUAUAUUGGUAAGACCUGUUGACUCGUACGAAUAAAAUAUUACAUAUUGUA
Molecule: messenger RNA, 2938 nt
Organism: Octopus bimaculoides (California two-spot octopus)
Lineage: Eukaryota; Metazoa; Mollusca; Cephalopoda; Octopoda; Octopodidae
Product: eukaryotic translation initiation factor 5
Biological process (GO): translational initiation; formation of cytoplasmic translation initiation complex
Cellular component (GO): cytosol
Molecular function (GO): eukaryotic initiation factor eIF2 binding; GDP-dissociation inhibitor activity; translation initiation factor activity
Source: RefSeq, a predicted model, not a curated record